Molecule: messenger RNA, 2897 nt
Organism: Ixodes scapularis (black-legged tick)
Lineage: Eukaryota; Metazoa; Arthropoda; Arachnida; Ixodida; Ixodidae
Exons: 3
Coding region: 1-2880 (959 amino acids)
Molecular function (GO): RNA-DNA hybrid ribonuclease activity; nucleic acid binding
Source: RefSeq, a predicted model, not a curated record
AUGCAAGAAACCAACGUGAAGGACCCCAGACUCUCCGCAUACAACUACUUCCACAACCCUGCGAUCGAACGGAAAUAUACAAAGACCGGCCCUCCUGAUGCACGAGGACUGGCCACCGUCUACCUCAAGGGGACCGUACCACAUGCCCAAAUUGAUACGCAGAAAUGGUGCACACCAGACCAGGAAGUCACUGCGGUGCGCACACUCAUAGACAACCAUAAGCUCAUCCUCGUGUCGGCGUACGUCCGCCCUACCGCCGAAGACCCCAACUUCAGUUGGAUAGAAGAGUUACGAACGGUCUACCCAGACGAUAGGAUGGUCAUAGGCGGCGAUUUUAAUGCGCACCACCGGGAGUGGGGCUACGACGACGAUGACCAGAGAGGGGCCAGAUCACUAGAAGCUUACGAGAAGGCGGGUCUCGAGCUCGCGAACGACACGCAUGAAAAGACGAGAGUAGGCACCUCGGCCAACCAGCAGGACACCAACCCCGACCUAACCUUAGUGGACUCAAGAAUCGAGGGGAUGGAGUGGUCGGUGUUCCCCGACGCGUGGGGCAGCGACCACUACCCCAUAGAAAUAUCGAUCCGUAUCAAGAACAGGGCCAAGGCCAAGAAAACUGUGGUCACAGUCCUCUGGGACAAAUUCAGAGCCCUUUUACGCGCCCAAAUUGACGAAAACGACAUGUCGACAAAACUCUGCGCCUUGCUAGUAGCCUCCACGAGGGAAGCCUCGACCAAGAAGGAGGUGAACUGGGACUGCCCCACACCGGACACCCACCUCCUAUCCCUGUGGGACCACCGCACGCGCAAACUCACAGAGUACAGAAAAACCAAAGACCGGAACACACUGAAGGAAGUGAACAGAAUCACCGCCGAAGCAGAGGAAUAUGCACGAAAGCUCAGAAUGAACGAGUGGCUCGACCAUUGCGCUUCCUUUGACCAGCGUACGUCGAUACGCAAGCUGUGGCGCACCUUCCGAGGCAUGCUCGGUAUCACCAAGGUCCGCAACAAGAUAGAAAACAUGGCCCUAGCCCUGGACAAGCCCUUCGAGGACGUACUUGAAGACAUGGGAAAAGCCUUCUUCCCCCAACCCUCGACGACCCCGAAUGCAGCAAUCUAUACUCUAGAACAAGCACCGAAAGACCCCCCUCCCAUUCCCAAAGAGACCGGACUCUCCCCGUCACCAGACAAAACCAGAUACAUGAUAUUUACCCGCAAAGGCCACCCAACUCACGACUUGACCUUCGGUGGUCUCCCCAUCGCCCAAGCAGAGACGCACAAGAUCCUGGGAGUGUUCUUCAACCAACGAAAGUCCCCCAAAGAAUGGCUAACCAGGAUGGCCAAGAUUUGGAAACAGGGCACGGCACUGGUCCGCCGCAUCGCCCAAAAGACCGGUGGUGCGAGCGAGGAGGUGGCCAAGACCCUGAUACGGGCCGUGCUAGCUUCCAAGGUACUUUACGGAGCAAACUACUACAAGUUGAAUAAGAGUCACUGGCGAGCAAUUGAAAGAUGGCAGAAUGACGCCCGAAGAACUAUUGCGGGCUUACCGAGACACACCAAACUGGAGGAGCUACACAGGUGCGUUCCCCUUCCCAAACUACAGGACUUAGCCAAGGACCAGCACGAACUGCACCUCGUCUCACUGCAACACACUAGACAGGGCAGGGCCAUACUACGACUCCUGCGACAAGACGUGUCCACGCUUCCUAAACUCGGCCGCCCAAUCCCCCCGUGGGAAAUAGCAGACGUGGCCUCCAGCACACCUAUACCGCGGAAUAUGGGCCUGGACCAACCGGAACGGCGCCGGGACUACGCCCAAAAGCACCUGACCGUCGUAACCACGAAACUGGAAGACCCCACCACCAUCGUGCUGUACACAGACGCAGCACAUAAGGAUCUAGUCACCACCACGGCCUGGCACGAUCUCCGCCAAAACAAGUCAUGGAGCCGCGAAACUAAGACCGCUGGAACGCCCGAGGAAGCCGAAGCCCAGGCGAUCCUUCACGCCCUGGAACACGUUACCCAAAGCCUGAACUCACCCGUGAAGACGGUGGACAUUUACACCGACGCCCAGGAAGCCAUACGAAGAUGCCGAAAGCACGACCCCAACAGCCCGACCACCCGGCGCAUUCUUGCACUCGCCAGGCGCCUCGAGAGCAAGAACGUUAAAACCACUGUACACUGGGUCCCCGGCCAUGCCGGAGUGCCGGGCAACGAGGCCGCUCACCGGUCCGCGGAAGCGCUAGCAACGUUUCUCCUUUCGCGGCCACGAAGUGUGGACUCCCUGCCCGGCACUUCAGCCUACUCUGGCAGGACCGACCCCAGGAAACAAGACGAGACAAGAGACCGGACCCUCUACGACCCUGAAGACGCAAUGAGAAAGGUCAGACAAGACUUAAAGAAGAGGCUCCUGGCCUCCCUCCCGCGCGAACCCGACCCCAUCCCGCUCGGCCGCUACUCCAGGAAGAAAAUGGUCCUUCUGCGCAGGAUCAGGACCGGCAGUGCCGUGACCCCUCACGACCGACGCAAGUGGGAACUGAGUGCUGGCAAGAUCGGCAGAAACAGACCGCCAGUGUUGACAGCCAGUCCGCCGGCCUCCCCGCCACAGCCGCAACAGAUGCAACGCCAACAUUCACUGGAACAGCCUGAGAUCUGUCCCUACUGCAAAGAAACCCUAAGUGCAAACCUGCACCACCUCGUGUGGGAGUGCGGUCACUUCACCAACGAAAGAAAGAAAGCGCUUAGUCUUCUUCCACCUGCAUCGAGGCCGUCCAACCUGGAAGGCUGGGCCCGGCCUGAGGGAGACUCGGCCAGAAUCGCACUGAUCCUGGACUCAUUGCUCCUGUACUUAGAAAACACGGGCCUGGAGUCGACGUUCUGAGCACGGCCGUUCCUUCA